Molecule: messenger RNA, 1484 nt
Organism: Cajanus cajan (pigeon pea)
Lineage: Eukaryota; Viridiplantae; Streptophyta; Magnoliopsida; Fabales; Fabaceae
Product: syntaxin-121
Biological process (GO): intracellular protein transport; vesicle fusion; exocytosis
Cellular component (GO): SNARE complex; plasma membrane; endomembrane system
Molecular function (GO): SNARE binding; SNAP receptor activity
Source: RefSeq, a predicted model, not a curated record
UCCUUAGAUGCUACCUUCCCAUUUAUAUACAUCCAUUCUCAAGCCAUAUACAAUUUUCCUCAAUACAUAUAUAUUCACUCCUUCAAAUAAUUCUCUCUAAUCUUAUUACUUCUUUGAUCAAUAUUUCUUCAUUCACCACUUCAAAAUCCAAACCAUAUAUAAAAUGAACGACUUGUUCUCGGGCUCCUUCUCCCGUAACACCGAGCAAGCCUCGCCGGACGGCCACCACGUGAUCGAGAUGGCGUCUCCGCCCUCCUCCGGCGGCGUAAACCUAGAGAAGUUCUUCGAGGAAGUUGAGUCGGUGAAGGAGGAGCUGAAGGAGUUGGAGCGUCUCCACGAGAGCCUACGUUCGUCCCAUGAGAAAAGCAAGACCCUUCACAGCGCAAAAGCUGUGAAGGAUCUUCGCUCUCGCAUGGAUGCUGACGUGGCACUUGCUCUUAAGAGAGCAAAGCUAGUCAAGAUCCGGCUCGAGGCGUUGGACCGGUCCAAUGAAGCGAGCCGGAGCUUGCCCGGCUCGGGACCCGGUUCGUCCUCGGACCGGACGAGAACUUCUGUGGUGAGUGGGCUGAGGAAGAAGCUGAAGGACUCGAUGGACAGCUUCAACAACCUCAGACAACAGAUAUCGUCAGAGUACAGGGAAACCGUGCAGCGUAGAUACUACACUGUCACCGGAGAGAACCCGGAUGACAAAACUAUUGACCUCCUUAUUUCUACAGGCGAAAGCGAAAGAUUCUUGCAGAAAGCGAUUGAGCAGCAAGGGAGAGCGAGCGUGAUGGAGACGAUUCAAGAGAUUCAGGAGAGGCACGACACGGUGAAGGAGAUAGAGAGGAACCUGAAGGAGCUGCACCAAGUGUUCAUGGACAUGGCGGUGUUGGUGCAGUCGCAGGGGGAACAACUAGACGACAUCGAGAGCCACGUGGCGCGAGCCAAUUCGUACGUCAGGGGUGGGGUCCAGCAGUUGCACGUUGCCAGGAAGCACCAGAAAAAUACCCGAAAGUGGACCUGCAUCGCCAUCAUACUGCUCCUCAUUAUAAUCUUGGUCAUAGUUCUCCCUAUAGUUCUAAGAAACUGAUCCUCAUCAUGGUGGCUGCCAAGGAAUUUGACUUGUUCAAACCUUGUUAUUACUAUAAUAAUAAUAUUAGUCGAGUCAAUUCGUGCAGCCUUGACCAUUAGAAAAUUAUACCCUUCUUUUUUCGUGAUUUUUUUGGUAGCAUGUGUUGAUUAAUUUACAUUGGUACCAGUUUGAAGAUUGAGAUAUGUUGGUUUGGUUUGGUUUGGUUUCUAGAAGCGUUAGUUUAGGAUUACUUGAGAACUUGUCCGGUUUUGGCAUAUGCGUGGGAGCGGAGAAGGGAGGCAUGGUGGGACAUUCUUUAUUUUUGCAGAUAUGUAUAUUAUUAUUAUUUAUUGUAAGAAAAUUUAAUAAGUAGCUGUAUAUGCAUGGGUGAACUAGUUUAUGUAUUGCAGUAGUCAGUUCAAUUGUUUUG